AUGCCCGGUCGUAUCCUGGGAUUCGACUUUCCAUCUCCUCUUCUCAGACCCGUUCCCGAAAAGAAGCGCAGCGCAUCUUCAGUGCGAUCAGACGGCUCCCGCAACGACAGCAUGGAGCAUCUCAGACGNCCCCACUUUGGCAAGAGCCACUCGCACGACAAGAAGGACAAGGAUGCUAAGCGCGAAUCGAGUCUGGGCCGUCAAGCCGCAAGACACAUCAAACUCGACAUGGUUGUAGAGUCUCCCCCGGUCUUGUUUCUUGACAGCCCCACACAUUCUUCGGGUUCUCUUUUCUCUGGCCGCAUGCAACUCAUCGUUACCGGAACGCCUUCCGCCGCCAUCAAGUCAUUCACCCUCGCAUUCAGAGCCACCACCUCGACCAAGCGUCCUGUGGUAGACCACUGCAAAGACUGCUCCUCAAAGUCGCAGGAUGUCAAGGAGUGGAACUUCCUGGGCGACAAUGUUGAGUUGUCAACCGGCAGCCAUGAUUUCCCUUUCAGCUACCUCAUGCCUGGCCACCUCCCCACCACAACCCACGGCCACAUUGCCAGCAUCGAUUACAAGCUGGUCGCUCGCGCCGAGACCGUCAAUGGCGAAGUCGCCGAGUACAUUCGCCCAGUCGUCAUCAACCGCGCCAUCCGCCCUGGAAACGAUAAGAACUCUGUCAGAAUCUUCCCUCCUACCAACCUGACACUCAAUGUCACUCUGCCUUCGGUCAUCCAUCCAAUUGGUGAUUUCCCUGUCUACGCUCGCAUGUCUGGCAUCACCACCAAGAAAGAAGAUACACAAAUCAGAUGGCGUCUGAGAAAGUUGACAUGGCGUAUCGAGGAACACGAAAAGUUCGUCUCACCAGCAUGUGCCAAGCACAUGGCCAAAGUUGGCGGUGAGGGAAGAGGCGUCCAACACGAGCACACCAGAGAUAUCGGUAGUGACGACCUCAAGUCUGGUUGGAAGACCGAUUUUGCCGAUGGUCAGCUCGAAGGCGAGUUCACUGCUUCCAUUGACAGCGGUCUGAAGCCUCAAUGCGAUGUCGAUAGCCCAUCUGGCCUCAAGAUCAGCCACGUCAUGGUUUUGGAAUUGGUUAUCGCCGAAGAAUGGGCCCCCAACAAGAAGCCCAACCAAGCAACUCCUACUGGUGCUGCCAGAGUUCUGCGCACCCAGUUCAACAUCAACGUCACCGAGCGUAGCGGCAUGGGCAUCGCCUGGGAGGACGAGCAGCCCCCUCUUUACGAGGAUAUUCCCGAUAGCCCUCCUGGCUACCGCAUAGAAAUCGAUAACUACGACGGUUCCGAACUCAACGAGGAUGUGGAUCAGCUCCAUCUUUCAUGA
Aureobasidium musti is the source of this 1329-nucleotide messenger RNA. The record is from the annotation of a GenBank genome assembly. Lineage: Eukaryota; Fungi; Ascomycota; Dothideomycetes; Dothideales; Saccotheciaceae.